Molecule: messenger RNA, 601 nt
Organism: Polistes dominula (European paper wasp)
Lineage: Eukaryota; Metazoa; Arthropoda; Insecta; Hymenoptera; Vespidae
Gene: MCTS1
Product: malignant T-cell-amplified sequence 1 homolog
Biological process (GO): formation of translation preinitiation complex
Molecular function (GO): RNA binding
Source: RefSeq, a predicted model, not a curated record
GAUAUUUUCUAUAAUAAAUUGUAUAACUAUUUAUUAACAAAGAAAGAUGUUUAAAAAAUUUGAUGAGAAGGAUAGUGUAUCGGGUAUACAACAAUUGAAAUCAUCGGUUCAAAAGGGAAUAAGGUCAAAACUUUUGGAAUUGUAUCCUCAUUUAGAAAGUCAUGUGGAUACUAUCAUUCCCAAGAAGGAUGCUUUCAGAAUUGUUAAGUGUCAUGAUCACAUAGAAAUUAUAGUCAAUGCAGCUGGUGAACUUUUAUUCUUUCGACAACGUGAAGGUCCAUGGAUGCCUACGUUGAGGUUAUUACACAAAUAUCCAUUCUUCUUACCGAUGGAACAAGUUGAUAAAGGAGCAAUCAGAUUUGUACUUAGUGGUGCAAAUAUUAUGUGUCCAGGUUUAACGUCUAAAGGUGCUAAAAUGACACCAGUAGAAAAGGGAACCGUUGUUGCAGUUAUGGCAGAAGGAAAACAACAUGCUUUAGCUGUGGGAGUAACUACUCUAUCAACGGAAGAUAUAGCCAAAGUGAAUAAAGGAGUAGGAAUCGAAAAUUAUCAUUAUCUAAAUGAUGGGCUAUGGCAAAUGAAGCCAGUCAAGUAAAAGAGA